Molecule: messenger RNA, 600 nt
Organism: Suillus bovinus
Lineage: Eukaryota; Fungi; Basidiomycota; Agaricomycetes; Boletales; Suillaceae
Exons: 1
Source: RefSeq, a predicted model, not a curated record
AUGGGGGACCCACUGGCCGAGCGAGCGAUGUGCCUGCUGAACGCAGGAUCUGGGUACUACCCAGGAGACAGAUGCACAAAAAGGCCUGACCCUGAGAGGUUCCUGGUAUAUCGAGUUUCAGACUCUGAGCAUGUCAUAAUGGACUGUGAGGACAGACGGGACCCAGAAUUGACCAUACAUACCUUGUUGCUGAUGAAUCCACAAUUCCAUCUAAGGGAAUGGUACGCAAAGCAUGUUGGGAGGCUGCGAGGAUAUGUUGCGGAUAAAUUACGCAAGUUGAGGCGAAAGGUAGUGGGCCCAGAAAUGGGGGAAACCUUGGGCCGCAGAGUGGCUGACAUUCUGCGCAGCAAUGGUCCUUAUGAGAAGGAUGUGGUUCAGUACAAGCACCCUGAACGAUUUGAGUGCGUACGGCUGUAUGACGGAUCGUAUGAGGUAAGGGACUAUGCGAAAGCAUUUCGGGUCCCCAUACCAACGCACCUCUUACUGCGUGAGAGGUUCGAAGUGGCACGCUGGUUUAAAUCUAGGCUGACCAGAGCGUAUGGGAAGCUGUGCGAUGAGAUCACCCAUAAUGCACCAGAAUACGACUUACUCCGACUACUG